Molecule: messenger RNA, 1707 nt
Organism: Ruditapes philippinarum (Manila clam)
Lineage: Eukaryota; Metazoa; Mollusca; Bivalvia; Venerida; Veneridae
Product: receptor-type tyrosine-protein phosphatase T-like
Exons: 7
Coding region: 1-774 (257 amino acids)
Biological process (GO): protein dephosphorylation
Molecular function (GO): protein tyrosine phosphatase activity
Source: RefSeq, a predicted model, not a curated record
AUGUUUUAUGUGAUCACCUGCAUAGAUGACAGCAGAAGAGUUAUUGUGAAAGACAUGGAAUCAGACUAUAUCAAUGCUAGCUAUAUAGACGGUUAUAAACGACAAAAGGCUUAUAUAGCAUCUCUGGGACCAACAAUUAAACAAAUGGGUGAUGAUUUUGGAGUGUUCUGGAACAUGGUCUGGCAAGAAAGAGUUUGUAAAAUAGUCAUGCUGACCAAUCUGACAGAGCUAGGGGUGAAAAAAUGUGACAAGUACUGGCCAGAUAAAGACAUGUGUUGCACCUAUGGAGAUGUAAAAGUUACAGGUAAAUCCGAGGAAAUCUAUACCUGUUUUACUGUCAGAAUAUUCUCCAUCGAGAAAUUUGAAAAGAGAGUACUUUAUCAAAUGCACUUUACUGCAUGGCCAGACAAAAGUACACCUAAAGAUGCACAUACCAUUGUAGAGUUUUGGGAGAAAGUCACAAGAAUACCUACGUUCGAGCUAGGGCCCAUGAUAGUACACUGCAGUGCCGGGGUUGGACGAACAGGUACAUUUAUUGCAUUGGACAUACUAGCGAAUGAGGGAGUUUCCGAGAGAACAGUGGAUAUAUUUGCAUGUGUCAGAAAUCUCAGAGAGGAUCGAGUUAGUUUAGUACAAACAGUGGAACAGUACAGAUUCCUUCACGACGCUUUGGUACUGCUGCUUGAUUCUCACACAUCUGUGAAGGCUCUGCUUGCAAACAAUGCAACCAUUCAGAAUGAUUCUCCCGACAAAAUAAGCAAGACUGCUGAAUAAACUAAGGAGAGACAAUUGAAACAAUUAUGUUGUACAAUAGAAUAAUUGUGUUUAUUCCAAUAAUUGUGUAAAUAAUGAUAUUAACUAGUAUGAAUAAGGUUCUUUCCGUAUGUAAUAUUAGAGAGAAUAAUAGUUAUGUAAUAUUUAUAUUUAUUUCUUUUGGUGAUUGCAACAUUGUUACCGUCAUUGUUACGUUCACAUGUAUAUAUACAAUAGGUUUAACCGUUUUACAUGAAAUUGCAUGCAUGGUUUCAACAUUUUUACUAUUCUAUUUGAUGUUUUAUAUUUGCUACUUAUUAAUACUAUAUGCUAUUGCGUUUUUCAAUAUUUAUGACAAAAUUUUGAUAAGUAAAUUUCAUAAUGAAAGUUUAUUCAUUUAUUGAUGUAAUGAUACAAAUACAUUUAUAUGUUUAUAUGCCGUUUCAACUACAUGCAUAUUGUAUGUGUAUAUUGUAACUAUUUUGAUAUUUUUGCCUUUCUAAAGAUAAUGUGGUCAUGUUGAUUAUCUUUUUAUAUAUUUGUAUUGUAUUGUAUAUAGGCUUUUGUUAGGAACAUGAACAUUAAUAUUGGCGAAUUCUAAGGCAUAUCGUUUUUAGAAUUUCAUUUACAAACUUCGAUAAUUCUCAUUGUAAUAAGAACAUCUCUAAGCAACAUUAUUAAUUACAAUAAGACAUUUUAAGUUUUGCUCCUUAAUAGUGACACUGGUCCGUUAAAGUUAAUCUUAGAUGUUUACAAUUGAAAUGGCUUUCUGAAAUAUUUCAAAUUUUCCCAGCAUUUUCUACAAUAUAAAACCUGUUAUAUUUUUAAUGGUCACCAUUUACUUUCAAUUGAGCAUGAAAUAAAAUUGUGUUUAAAUAAAUAUUUGAUUUAAGGUUUUUUUUAUUUUGAUUUUCAGUUAACCAAUCAGACCUAAAGUACCUUAUAAUGCAAUGU